CCAUCAGACAACGCGCGAGCCCAUUCGUCCCGCCUCCCUGGGACAGACGGGAAAUUGAGUUGCCUGCGUUCUCUGUGCGCGGAGGGACUACAAUUCCCGUCAGGCUUCGCGCGCGCCGUGCGUCGCUGCCGGCCCCGCCCCCCUGCAGGAGAGCGCGGACCGGGAGCGGCGCGAACGCGUGAGGGGGACGGGACCGCCCGGCCCGCGGGGACCGCCCUGGUGAACUUCCAUCCGUGUAAAACCGCGCCGCGCUCGUCCUGGACAGCACAGGUGCAGAGUGACAGACACUGACAGCACCUGCGCUGCGCCCAGAUGAAAGCUCCCGCACGUGCUCCUGCGGGAUGCCACAGGCAACACUGCUGUACCUGUCCAGCCGAAAGUUGGCAGGAUGCGUAGAGUCCCAAUUUUGCUAAUUCAGCACACUUUGACUUUAUUAUAAUUUAAGAAACGAUCCAGUUAAGCCAGAUUCAGCAGGACUUGUCAAAUACUGAGGCCCUUGACUGGUGUGACUAUUAGAAGUUAUUAAAAAAACCCCAACCUCCGCAAACCUGAAAUUAUUGCUUGAAGUGACUCCCUGACACAGAGAAGCUCAAAGUUGUCAUGUCCACUGUUGGAUUCCAUAAUAUCUCUGGGCCAGAUCUCCUGCUUUAUGAAUGUGGCCCUAGGAAGUAAAACUCUGGGAACUGUCUGGAUUAAGGAAUUAAAGCUGCUUGCCAUGUGGUCAGGCCAUCCUAAAAUGAUUCAGACCAGUCAAGGUGACCUUAGACCUAUGUGAGUUAUUUAAGUUUUAGAAAAAUUCUUGAGUGGUAUUUUGAGAACUAUCUUAUUUUCCAGAAAUAAUUCAUCAACAUCUGUUGCAUAAUAAUAUCUUUUGGAAUGUAUUUUGCCUGUAUAUUACCAAUGAUGUAUUUUUCCUUGCUUUAGUGGAGCACAGAAGGCUCAAGUUUGGUCAUCUUUCCAGAUUUCAGAAGUGAAAUUUCUAAGUUUCAGGGUUGAAAUCAUGUCUGCAUCAACUGCACCAGAGAAAGUAUUCUUACUGUUUUGUUAAUUUAAAUGGUGGUUGUGUUGAGAACUUCUGUACAUUCCCCCUGGAAUUUAGAAAUCAUAUUUGGGUAUAGGGAAAAAAUGUUAUAAGCAGUGUCUACACCCACUGUAGACAUAUCUUAUUAUUUCUUUCCUUGCUUUUAGAUCAAUAUAUCUCUUAUUAAGCCCCUUCUUCAUGGUUUUUAUGAGCAGUACCACAUCAUAUCUAGUAGGUAUCAGUUGUAGGACACAUUACAGUAACAAGUAGAGCAGGAGUGCGUGAUGAAGCCCAACAAAGGCAAAUGUAAGUUCUUGCACGUGGGAAAACACAAUUCAGGAGUGCAGCACAGGCUGGGAUCUUUCACUGGAGUCAAUGGAAUUAUACUGAUAAAAGCUUAAAGUGUUGGACCCAGCUUAUCUGUCCCGAAAUCACUUCACUACCGUGCAGAUACUUUCACGAGUAUCUGCCAUCUUGAGAUCACUGUGGAGGAUGUGACUGUCCUCUCCAUGACUGAAAAGGUUAAACAGCAGCUUCAAACCAAAGACUCAAAUUACUCUGUGCACAAGCUUCAUCAGAAACGUGAAUGAUAUCCGAGCCAUAAUCUGGGUUUCUUCCCCAGGAGUGUAAAUAUAUGAGGCAAAUCAGAACAAGCAUUGGCUUCCCAGUGAAAUUUUUGGCAUCACCUGUGGUCCUUAUUUUCUUUUGUCACAACUAAACUGGAUUUUGUCAAUUCCUAUUUAGCCACUAGUUUAGAAUAGGGAGAAAAGCCUACAAUAGAAAGCCUUCAGCUGUGCACCUGGCCCAUAGAAACAAGUGCAGAAGACACAAUAAACAUUUCCAUCUGCUAGAGACUAGAAUACAGAUUUGUUACACUGUUCCACUCCAAACAGUUUGUGUAUUCCCACAUGGUUUAUUUUGUGGGAGAAUAAGUCUCGUACAUAGUAAUGUGGUAUGAAAUCACAGUUUCUUAUACAAUGUUUUUCUUUUCUCUUUCUGUAGUCAAAAAGGCAAUUAACUUAAACAUGGCAAAGAGAAAUUUAAUUAUAAAUAAGCCUGUAAUUCUGAUCUAGCUAUGUCAGUGAUACUGGAUAGGGGCAGUUAUUGCUACUUGCUAGAUAUUACUGGUUAACUUUGUAUUUAAAGUAAAUUCUAUAAGAUUAAGCCAUCAAGAUACAAGUUAGCUGUGUGAACUGUUUUCAUUGUGGCAGUCUCCUGCCAAAGCUUUUUCUUUUUCCUGUGAGAAGACCAAAUACAUUUUCAGAAAUGUUACAUUCACUGUGUAUACAUCUACCAGGCUGGGAUGGAGGUGUCAUAUACACCUGUUUUUCCAUGCUGGGUACUGCAGUUAUAGCACAGUGACAGUCAUGUAUUAUGGAAAAAUAAGGGAAAAAUGCAGAUAAUGUUUUGAAUAAAAAUUUUAAAAUAUUGAUAAAGCUUUUCUUUCAUCAUUAGAAUGUAAUGUUAUUAAAUGUCUCAUAUAACCAUGGUUAUAAGCAAAAAAAUAGCUAAAACCCUAAAAAUGAACCCAGCAAAUAAGCCUCUCCAAACCUAAUAGACUAGACAAAUGAGGCUAAUUUGGAAUUGAGGAGCAAUAUCUCAAUGACCAAAUCUCUAGAUUUUGUCAUUCCAUUGUACCUGAAGGUCUUAGAAGUAUUUUCUACAACACAAUCACGAAGUUCUUGUUGAACUUGUAAUUUAACAGUAUCUCUUUUAAAAUCAGAACCCCAUUCAUUUACAAGAAGUAAUUAUUUCAUCAGCUAUGUGUUUUAAAUGUUGUUGUCCAUCCAGGGAAACAGGUACAAUGGAAGUUGUCUGAAGCUGCAGAGUGAGUCUGUGGCAAACCCGGGAACUGAACUGGUCAUACCUUCUUCCUGCUAUGUCUCCUGCCUCUGGUUUUUUUUUAUCUUUGGACUGGGACAAAAAGUAAGCAUUGCAUAUUAUAAGAAAACAUGAUUACUGCAGCCCAUCACCACAAAGUUUUAGAGACAAGAACAAUUAUUAUGAACUCCUGUUUGGAGAUCUUUUCUAUGAUUUGUAAUCUUCAGCACCUGUCCAAGAAAUGCCUUCUAUAAAUAACCAUUUUCUGUUUCAGACAAGAUUGGUGCAGCUGCUCAGUUUUUCUACAAUUGUGAAUUGCCAAAAAAAGGAACAGUAAUUCCUUGGGGACCUCAGAGUUAAAUCCCUUCUAUGUAACGUGAUACUAUGAAGUGGAGCUGUGAUGGAAGUCCAUUAUUGCUGGCUGCUCUUAGAGUUGCUCAAACUGAGAAGUCCUUUGUAGAUGAUCCUCGCUCUUUUACAAAUUUCUGUGGCUUUGUAGUUCCAUAAUUACUGCCCCUGAUGGCACCCUGCCCCAAAAAUGAAUACUUUGAUCAUUUGCUGCUCUCUUGUACGCCUUGUCAUCUCCGAUGUUCCAGUUCGCCACCGCCUUCGUGUGAGAACUACUGUGAGCAGAGUACCGAUUCAAGUGGAAUUCUUUGGAUUUGUUUGGGCUUAGGAGUCAUUUUAAUGCUCACUCUGUUCACCUUAAUGGUCUUGUUUAAAAGGAAGCGCCUAAAGCAGUCAAAAGAAAAACUGGAAAACACAGACUCCUCUGUGGAGCUGAAUAAUAUUCUCAAGGCUAAUACUGACAGCAGUGGGAAUACAGAAGAAAUUAGACACACACUUCAAAGUGAAACAUUAAUGUAUUCAGUGGAAGAAUGCACUUGCAGUGACUGUGGCUUGGUAAAACCUCAGACUGGCUGUGAAACUUCAUUUCCAUUACCAGCUACUGAAGAACGAGCAACUGUUCUAGUUACCACAAAAUCUUUUGAUUAUUGCAACUAUGUUCUGGGUGUUGGAUGACUCUGAGAGUAGUAUAUUUUUACUGUGUAAUAAUAACUGAGUUAUUCCAGUAUGGUGAUUAAUCUUAAUACUUGCAGUCAGUGGAAGAGGUAGUACCUUGUCCUUAUAGAUCUUCCAUUGAGCUUUCAUUAUUAAUAUUGUCAUGUUAUUUCUAAUGCUAGUAUUUCUCUAGUCAAGUAUUUCUACAUUAUUCUCGGGUACUAAACUAGUUAUUGGAAUUUUUACUUUCUGAAAGUCCUUACAAAGGACAGCUUUUGCUGCUCUUAAAGAUUGUAUCUGCUUACACCAGAUAUAUACAAACCCGUCAAUAAACAAGUGUGCAAAUAUAUGCUUUAUGUUAAACUCA
Pseudopipra pipra is the source of this 4211-nucleotide messenger RNA. RefSeq names its product TNF receptor superfamily member 17 (gene TNFRSF17). The coding region runs from base 3362 to 3865 and encodes 167 amino acids. The transcript is spliced from 6 exons. The record is from RefSeq and is a predicted model, not a curated record. NCBI's taxonomy places the organism in Eukaryota, Metazoa, Chordata, Aves, Passeriformes, Pipridae. Gene Ontology annotation, molecular function: signaling receptor activity. Gene Ontology annotation, biological process: tumor necrosis factor-mediated signaling pathway.